Phodopus roborovskii (desert hamster) is the source of this 730-nucleotide messenger RNA. Its product is annotated as deubiquitinase DESI2-like. The record is from RefSeq and is a predicted model, not a curated record. Gene Ontology annotation, molecular function: deubiquitinase activity. Gene Ontology annotation, biological process: protein deubiquitination. NCBI's taxonomy places the organism in Eukaryota, Metazoa, Chordata, Mammalia, Rodentia, Cricetidae. The coding region runs from base 26 to 610 and encodes 194 amino acids. The transcript has a single exon.
CGAGGCGGCGGCAGCGGGAAGGAGAAUGGGGGCUAACCAGUUAGUGGUGAUCAACGUGUACGACAUGUACUGGAUGAAUGAAUAUACCUCAUCUAUUGGAAUUGGAGUUUUUCAUUCUGGAAUUGAAGUGUAUGGCAGAGAAUUUGCUUAUGGAGGCCAUCCUUAUCCUUUUUCUGGAAUAUUUGAAAUUUCCCCAGGAAAUGCUUCUGAAUUAGGAGAAACAUUUAAGUUUAAAGAAGCUGUUGUUUUAGGGAGUACGAACUUUUUAGAAGAUGAUAUAGAAAAAAUUGUAGAAGAACUGGGAAAAGAGUAUAAAGGCAAUGCCUAUCAUUUGAUGCACAAAAACUGCAAUCACUUUUCUUCAGCUUUGUCAGAGAUUCUUUGUGGGAAAGAGAUUCCUCGCUGGAUCAACCGACUGGCCUACUUCAGCUCCUGUAUACCCUUUCUACAGAGUUGCCUCCCAAAGGAGUGGCUCACUCCUGCUGCACUGCAGUCUAGUGUCAGCCAAGAGCUCCAGGAUGAACUGGAAGAGGCAGAGAAUGCGGCCACAUCCACAGCCAUGGCAAGUGCUGCAGCUGGUGCCAGAACUGGGUGUCACACUAGACUUUGAGCAUCUCCAAAAUCACACCUUCAGAACUGUCUCUGGCAGUUGAAUAGUACUAGAGAAAAGAAAAUAGAGUAAAUGUCCUUUGGGUAUUUUGUAUGUAAAGAUGGCUCUCCUCCAAAUCCC